Molecule: messenger RNA, 1013 nt
Organism: Drosophila innubila
Lineage: Eukaryota; Metazoa; Arthropoda; Insecta; Diptera; Drosophilidae
Gene: Pstk
Product: L-seryl-tRNA(Sec) kinase
Exons: 1
Coding region: 26-856 (276 amino acids)
Molecular function (GO): tRNA binding; kinase activity
Source: RefSeq, a predicted model, not a curated record
CAACACUACACUACACAACAUACAAAUGCCGCGAAUUUGUUUAUUGGCGCUCAUUGGACUGCCAGCUGCUGGGAAGACUCAACUGAGCAACUGGCUCCUGGAGAAUCAGACAAUUCUAAGCGACUGGAACACGCUUCACCUCUGCUAUGAUGACUAUUUGGAUAUAGAAUCCACUAAAGAUUAUAAAGAGCAGCGUAACUAUAUACACCAAUUGUUAAGCCAGCUAAUAGACACACUUAAAGACACUGAGAAAGCAACCAAAUUGCCUCCAAAAAUACGACAAGCAGCAACAAUGAUUAACAAUAACAAUUAUUUAAUUAUCUGUGAUGAUAAUCACUAUUAUCGCAGCAUGCGCUAUAAACUAUAUCAAUUGUGCCGCUCCAGAAACUGUAUUUAUGCACAAAUUUACAUCUGCAGAGAUUUGGCAUCAUGUCUAGAAGCCAACGAGGCACGUGGAGCAACUAUACCCUGUAAUAUAAUACAACAGAUGCAUGCACGACUGGAGGCACCCACUGAUAAUGCUUGGGAGUGCAACAAUUUGACACUAAAUCAGCUGGAUUUUAUAGCAAUUAAAGAGUUUACGAAAUCCUUGCUCCUUUGCCAAUUAGAGGAACCUUCUCAGAACUGGACACAACCCAAGCAGACACAAUUACAAUCCUUGUCACAUCAGUUGGAUCUGCUGUUGCGUUCCAGAAUCAAAAUCCAAAUACAGAACUCCAACUCCAAGGCAGCAGAAAGUCGCAUUUUAAAUGAGAAACGUAAACAGAUUUUGGCGCAAUUUCGACAGGAAAUCAAUGAUAAACAGACGGCAGUUAAUGAUGAACAACUGCAAUACUAUGUUAAUUUGUUCAACUAGUCUAAAGUUAAUUAAGCUACAAUUGUUUACAAUGUAUAAAACAUAAAUUCACAGCUGGCAAACGUUGUUAAUAGUAUAUAACAUUUGCAUUAUUACAAAACUAGAUUUAUUUAGCAGGGAAACGAAAUAAAAAAAAAUAAAGUAAAUUUAACUUAAA